This is a messenger RNA of Cercocebus atys (sooty mangabey), 3426 nucleotides long. It is a transcript of the gene PAXIP1, whose product is annotated as PAX interacting (with transcription-activation domain) protein 1. NCBI's taxonomy places the organism in Eukaryota, Metazoa, Chordata, Mammalia, Primates, Cercopithecidae. Gene Ontology annotation, biological process: positive regulation of transcription initiation by RNA polymerase II. Gene Ontology annotation, cellular component: nucleus. The transcript has 18 exons. Bases 16 to 2967 code for a protein of 983 amino acids. The record is from RefSeq and is a predicted model, not a curated record.
UCUGACCCGGUAUUGAUGCAGGCUGAGGCCUCUGUUGUAAUGUGCUGGGUGUCAUCUGAAGACAGAAAAAAAAAAAAAAAAAAAAAAAAGUUCUAUGGGGGGGACUGCCAGCUGACCCUCAAUAAGAAAUGCACGCAUUUGAUUGUUCCAGAGCCAAAGGGGGAGAAAUACGAAUGUGCUUUAAAGCGCGCAAGUAUUAAAAUUGUGACUCCUGACUGGGUUCUGGAUUGCGUAUCAGAGAAAACCAAAAAGGACGAAGCAUUUUAUCAUCCUCGUUUGAUUAUUUAUGAAGAGGAAGAAGAGGAAGAGGAAGAGGAGGAAGAAGUAGAAAAUGAGGAACAAGAUUCUCAGAAUGAGGGUAGUACAGAUGAGAAGUCAAGCCCUGCCAGCUCUCAAGAAGGGUCUCCUUCAGGUGACCAGCAGUUUUCACCCAAAUCCAACACUGAAAAAUCUAAAGGGGAAUUAAUGUUUGAUGACUCUUCAGAUUCAUCACCGGAAAAACAAGAGAGAAAUUUAAACUGGACCCCGGCUGAAGUCCCACAGUUAGCUGCAGCAAAACGCAGGCUGCCUCAGGGAAAGGAGCCUGGGUUGAUUAACUUGUGUGCCAAUGUCCCACCUGUUCCAGGUAACAUUUUGCCCCCUGAGGUCCGGGGUAAUUUAAUGGCUGCUGGACAAAACCUCCAAAGUUCUGAAAGAUCAGAAAUGAUAGCUACCUGGAGUCCAGCUGUACGGACAUUGAGGAAUAUUACUAAUAAUGCUGACAUUCAGCAGAUUAACCGGCCAUCAAAUGUAGCACAUAUCUUACAGACGCUUUCAGCACCUACGAAAAAUUUAGAACAGCAGGUGAAUCACAGCCAGCAGGGACAUACAAAUGCCAAUGCAGUGCUGUUUAGCCAAGUGAAAGUGACUCCAGAGACACACAUGCUACAGCAGCAGCAGCAGGCCCAGCAGCAGCAGCAGCAGCAACAGCACCCGGUUUUACACCUUCAGCCCCAGCAGAUAAUGCAGCUCCAGCAGCAGCAGCAGCAGCAGCAGCAGCAGCAGAUUUCUCAGCAACCUUACCCCCAGCAGCCACCACAUCCGUUUUCACAGCAGCAGCAGCAGCAGCAGCAAGCCCAUCCGCAUCAGUUUUCACAGCAGCAGCUACAGUUUCCACAGCAACAGUUGCAUCCUCCACAGCAGCUGCAUCGCCCUCAGCAGCAGCUCCAGCCCUUUCAGCAGCAGCAUGCCUUGCAGCAGCAGUUCCAUCAGCUGCAGCAGCACCAGCUCCAGCAGCAGCAGCUCGCCCAGCUCCAGCAGCAACACAGCCUGCUCCAGCAGCAGCAGCAGCAGCAACAGCAGAUUCAGCAGCAGCAGCUCCAGCAGCAGCAGCUCCAGCGCAUGCACCAGCAGCAGCAGAUGCAAAGUCAGACGGCGCCACACUUGAGUCAGACGUCACAGGCGCUGCAGCAUCAGGUUCCACCUCAGCAGCCCCCGCAGCAGCAGCAGCAACAGCAGCCACCACCACCACCACCUCAGCAUCAUCAGCUUUUUGGACAUGAUCCAGCAGUGGAGAUUCCAGAAGAAGGCUUCUUAUUGGGAUGUGUGUUUGCAAUUGCGGAUUAUCCAGAGCAGAUGUCUGAUAAGCAACUGCUGGCCACCUGGAAAAGGAUAAUCCAGGCACAUGGUGGCACUGUUGACCCCACGUUCACAAGUCGAUGUACGCACCUUCUCUGUGAGAGUCAAGUCAGCAGCGUGUAUGCACAGGCAAUAAGAGAAAGAAAGAGAUGUAUCACUGCGCACUGGUUAAACACAGUCUUAAAGAAGAAGAAAAUGGUACCACCGCACCGAGCCCUUCACUUUCCAGUGGCCUUCCCACCAGGAGGAAAGCCGUGUUCACAGCAUAUUAUUUCUGUGACUGGAUUUGUUGAUAGUGACAGAGAUGACCUAAAAUUAAUGGCUUAUUUGGCGGGCGCCAAAUAUACGGGUUACCUAUGCCGCAGCAACACAGUCCUCAUCUGUAAAGAACCAACUGGUUUAAAGUAUGAAAAAGCCAAAGAGUGGAGGAUACCCUGUGUCAACGCCCAGUGGCUUGGCGACAUUCUUCUGGGAAACUUUGAGGCACUGAGGCAGAUUCAGUAUAGUCGCUACACGGCGUUCAGUCUGCAGGAUCCAUUUGCCCCUACCCAGCAUUUAGUUUUAAAUCUUUUAGAUGCUUGGAGAGUUCCCUUAAAAGUGUCUGCAGAGUUGUUGAUGAGUGUAAGACUACCUCCCAAACUGAAACAGAAUGAAGUAGCUAACGUCCAGCCUUCUUCCAAAAGAGCCAGAAUUGAAGACAUACCACCUCCCACUAAAAAGCUAACUCCGGAAUUGACCCCUUUUGUGCUUUUCACUGGAUUCGAGCCUGUCCAGGUUCAACAGUAUAUUAAGAAGCUCUACAUUCUCGGUGGGGAGGUGGCAGAGUCUGCACAGAAGUGCACGCAUCUCAUUGCCAGCAAAGUGACUCGCACUGUGAAGUUCCUGACGGCAAUUUCUGUCGUGAAGCACAUAGUGACGCCAGAGUGGCUGGAAGAAUGCUUCAGGUGUCAGAAGUUCAUUGAUGAGCAGAACUACAUUCUCCGAGAUGCUGAGGCAGAAGUACUUUUCUCUUUCAGCUUGGAAGAAUCCUUAAAACGGGCACAUGUUUCUCCACUCUUUAAGGCAAAAUAUUUUUACAUCACACCUGGAAUCUGCCCAAGUCUUUCCACUAUGAAGGCAAUCGUAGAGUGUGCAGGAGGAAAGGUGUUAUCCAAGCAGCCAUCUUUCCGGAAACUCAUGGAGCACAAGCAGAACUCGAGUUUGUCGGAAAUAAUUUUAAUAUCCUGUGAAAAUGACCUUCAUUUAUGCCGAGAAUAUUUUGCCAGAGGCAUAGAUGUUCACAAUGCAGAGUUCGUUCUGACCGGAGUACUCACACAAACGCUGGACUAUGAAUCAUAUAAGUUCAACUGAUGGCGUCUAGGCUGCAGUGCGUGUGGACUCCUGCGGUACGGGGCCAGCUGUCUGGCUGGCAAGGAGCUGCCGCGCUUCCUUCACGUGCUCUUGUUUUCCAGCUGCUUUCUUGGGGGAUCAGACUGUAAAGCAGGAAGACAGAUAUAAUAAAUAUACUGCAUCUUUUUAAGAUGUGCAAUUUUAUUCUGAGGAAACAUAAAUUAUGUUUUGUAUUAUAUGACUUUAAGAGCCCACAUUAGGUUUUAUGAUUCAUUUGCCAGGUUUUUAAAUGUUUUCACAAAACUGUUAUGGGACUUCAACUAGAAAUAAAAUGGUGUAAAUAAAGACCUUGCUAUCUCUAAAUUAUGGAUGUUAAAGAUUUGAAAUGUUUUGUACUUUGAUUAUUUUUAUUUCUUAUACUCUGUUUUCUUUUAUAUUGAUAUCUUGCCCACAUUUUAAAUAAAUGUACUUUUGAACUUA